Tachysurus fulvidraco (yellow catfish) is the source of this 2375-nucleotide messenger RNA. RefSeq names its product FIP1 like 1a (S. cerevisiae) (gene fip1l1a). Bases 269 to 1681 code for a protein of 470 amino acids. NCBI's taxonomy places the organism in Eukaryota, Metazoa, Chordata, Actinopteri, Siluriformes, Bagridae. The record is from RefSeq and is a predicted model, not a curated record. Gene Ontology annotation, molecular function: RNA binding. The transcript is spliced from 16 exons. Gene Ontology annotation, cellular component: mRNA cleavage and polyadenylation specificity factor complex.
UGAAUAGUAAGAAUAAAACAAUAAUUAUUGACAGGAGAGAUUUGAACUCCCUUUACUUCCUGCGGCCCUGAUAAACCCAGUCGGUCACGUGACGUGCCGAAGCAGCGCGUGUCGUUAGAAACAACAAGCCGGCUCUAAGUUUGACAGCUGUUACCACCUGCUAGUGGCUGCAACUAAAUACCCAACAACUAGCAUUUCUCCUGUUCAUAUUGCUUCAUCGGAUGUUAUCUGUGACACGGCGUUUAUUCCAGGUGCUCAGUCGCUCAGAAUGUCAACUGGGGAAACGGAAAAAACGACAGUUUACAUUAGUCCGGAUGACGAGGACUGGCUUUACGGAGACAACAACAACGAUGUGGACGAUGACGUUGGUGAUGAUGACGAUAAGAAGACAGAGACUGAAAUUUUCAGUGCUCUGGUUGGAGAUGUGGAAGGAGAUGGAGCGGAUAAUCAGGAUGUCGAAGCAGGCGGCGAGACGGAAAGUGACGACAACUUGCGUGUUACCAUCGGCAGCAUCAAAACAGAUACGAUCCAGAGCACUAACACGACUGUCAAUCUCAAGAACUCAGACAUAACCACAGUGUCAGGCACCAAGGUCAGAGGGGUGACUCUGGUUGUAUUGGACAGCAACACUGGUACUCCAGCACUGGGGGUAAAUGAAGAGCUAGAGGAGAAGCCUUGGAGAAAACCAGGUGCAGACCUGUCAGACUAUUUCAACUACGGCUUCAACGAGGACACCUGGAAGUCAUAUUGUGACAAACACAGGAGACUGCGCAUGAGCCUAGAGUUCAUGAAGUUAGGGUCAUCUGCCAAAAACACGGAUACUCACAAUGCGCUCCUCUCUAAAUCAGAUUGCUCCUCCGGGAAGUUGAAAAGCACCAUCGAUGUAAUCGAAGGGCAAGCAGAGACCAUCAUUCGCGUGGAAGGGCGAAGAAAUCACAGUACAGAUGGAAGCAUAACGCAGGUGCAGUCUUCUUCCGAACAGCCCGUGCAUGCUGAGCCGCUAUCCACUAACUUGCCUCCUUUUUUCCCCCCCAUCAUUCCUCCUCCACCUUUUCCUCUUCUCUCCAUCAGCAGCACUCCUCCUUUUGUACAACAGCUCCCACGACCGUCUAUGAGUGUGCCACCACCCGGUUUUCCACUCCCUCCUGAAGUUCCUUUUACAUCAAGCAGUGGCCGGUCGGGAGGAAGCUACGAUGUCCGCUGUGCCCCGCCGUAUCCCUUCGCUGCAGGUGUGUAUCCACACACUCCGAGGCACAUGACCCCAUGGCCGGGCUUGAGCGAGCAUGCAAAAGCGUGGAAUUAUUCCAGCUGCCAGGACACAGACAGAGACCGAGGGAAGGACAGAGAGAAGACUCGGGAACGAGAGGCCAAGACCGAGCAGGAGAAAGAGCGCGAUCAGGAGAACACGCCCUCGUCUCAGAGCCGCAGCAGUGACCGAGAGCGUGCCUCACGUCACAGGGACCACAGCGAGCGCGAGAGAGCAAGACAUCGGGAGCACGAUAGAGAAGGGAGAGAAAGAGAAGAGCGGCAUCGUGACAGGAGACACAGGGACCGCAACGAGAGACACAAAUCCUCACGCAGCAGCAGUCGGAGAAGCGAUGACGGAGACAGCCACAGGAGACACCGGUACAAGCGCUCCAAACACAACAAGGACAAGACAGACAGCGAGUCCACUGACUGAGGGUCUCCCCGACCACCUUAAAGCCGCUCAGGAUUCUGCAGCUGGACACCAGCAGCAUCGCCCCUUUAUUUGCCCCACGUUAAGGCCGCUCAGCAUUCUGCAGCUGGACACCAGUAGCAUCGCCCCUUUAUUUGCCCCAUGUUAAAGUCGCUCAGCAUUGUGCAGCUGGACACCAGCAGCAUCGCCCCUUUAUUUGCCCCACGUUAAGGCCACUCAGCAUUUUGCAGCUGGACACCAGCAGCAUUGCCCCUUUAUUUGCCCCACGUUAAGGCCGCUCAGCAUUGUGCAGCUGGACACCAGCAGCAACGCCCCUUUAUUUGCCCCACGUUAAGGCCGCUCAGCAUUCUGCAGCUGGACACCAGCAGCAACGCCCCUUUAUUUGCCCCACGUUAAGGCCGAGCUUGUUAAGAGCUGAUUUCUUUUCAUUUUAUGCUGAGAUGUGAACUGCUUUAACAAAACUCAGUUAUUAUCCAGGUUCUGAUGAGACCAAAGACAAUGAACACAAACGUUGUUGUUUUGUUGUUGUUUUGUUGUUGUUUUUUUAUCUUAGGCUAAUUUAUUCUAAUGAUUUGUUUAGGAAAACAAAAACAUUUAGGAUUGUUAAGCAGGAAUGAAUUUUAUUUGUGUUGUGUUGUGCCAGAGCCUGCUUUUGUUUGCAGUGUGGAAACAUUAUUAUAAAUUAUUUGGUAAAGCA